AGUCAGACCAGCCCACGGUCACUGCUGUAGAGUUUUACUUGUAGUACAUUUUUAAUUAUUUAAAGGAGGAGGUGACUACAAAUAGCAAAGAGACUGGCAAUAAUUAUAUUUACACACGCUUCAACCUGACCCAGAACAUGGCGGACAAUAACAGUCAGAUGGAGAUGAUGCUAUCCUCUGACAUGGACGAGGAGGUGGGGGGCAACGGCACAGCAGACCACCUCAACCACAACUCCAGAAGCAAACCCUACGUGACCCAGAGGAAUGGACGCACGCCCAGGAACCUCUGCUUCAUGGCUGUUGCUACUCUCCUCAUCUUUAUCAUCGGGUAUCUAAUUGGGUUCUUGGUUCAUCGGAAGAAGGACAUGGCCCCUGCCUGCCCUCACACCUUUAUCCCAAAACCAGGCCCUGUUGUUAUAGAACGAGGAGCUGCUCCAGUCAUGGAAUGGGAUAGUGUCAAAAAGCUAUAUGCUGAAAAGCUCAAGAUGUCAAAUUUUGAUGCAACCUUCAGAACCUUUGCCAGUGACAGCCAUCGGGCAGGUUCUCCAGGUGAUGAUGAACUUGGUAACAAAGUUAUCAGAAAAUUCAAAGAAUACGGCAUGGACACCUGGACCGAUGAGCAUUUUGUCAAAGUCCAGGAGCUUUCAGGAGCAAACAAAGUAACUUUCAAUGGUGAAAAAGUAGAUUUGAAUGGAUUCCUUUCCUACAGUGCUCCUGGGACAGCAACGGGUGCUGUCUUGUACGCCCAUUACGGGAGAGAAACUGACUUCAGCGCCCUCCGUGACAAAAACAUCCCCAUGAAUGGCCGGGUCAUGCUAGUCAGAGCUGGUUUGAAUAGUUUUGCUGAAAAGGUAGCCAACGCUGCCAAAGUGAAUGCUUCUGCAGUUCUGAUCUAUGCAGACCAGUCUGAUUACAAUUCGCUGGGUUCCUCCACAGAAAUUUUUGGCCAUGUCCACUUGGGCUCUGGUGAUCCCUACACUCCAGGCUUCCCCUCCUUUAAUCACACUCAGUUCCCACCCAUUGAAUCAUCUGGACUGCCCAGAAUUCUGGCACAGACUAUUUCUUCUGAACUGGCUAUGAAAAUUUUAAGGCAACUAGGGGGUCCGGAAAUGCCAAGACAUUGGGGGACCAUUGCCAAGCUGGGAGGGGAGACUGAUAUGAUCACAGUGCAAGUCAACAAUCUGUUAACUGAGAAAAAAAUCACAAAUGUUUUUGGAGUGAUCAAAGGCUUUGUUGAUGCAGAUCGCUAUGUUGUAAUUGGUGCCCAACGAGAUGCCUGGGGUCCAGGUUUUGCCAAAUCAACUGUUGGCACCAGUGUUCUUCUUGAAAUGGCUCGCUCAAUCUCGGAAAUGAAAAACAGUGGAUUUAAGCCCAGAAGAAGUAUAGUUUUUGCCAGUUGGAGUGCUGGGGAAUAUGGGAGCGUUGGUGCUACAGAGUGGCUAGAGGGCUAUCUGUCCUCUCUCAGUAUGAAAGCCUUCACAUAUGUGGACCUCAAUGGAGUUGUUACAGGUCAAAAUGGACUCAAGAUUUCCGCUAGUCCCUUGCUGCACACGUUGAUCCUGGAUGCCCUGAAAGAGGUGAAAAGGCCAACAAGAGACGCAACAUCCCUUUUAGCUCAGUAUGGGGGCAAUUUUGACUCUUUAUUGGAACCCAUGAAUAUGGACAGUGCUGCAUAUCCUUUCCUUGCCUUUUCAGGAAUCCCAGCUAUGUCAUUUAGAUUCACCUCAGAACAUUUGAGCUAUCCAUAUUUCGGCACAAUGUUGGACAGUCCGCAAAAACUCCAGUCUACAACCUCCAACCAGGUGGCCCAGUUUGCUGAAGUAGCUGCUCGCUUCGCAGGUCAUAUUGCUUUGAGGCUGGUUCAUGAUCACCUCCUACAGCUCGACCUUCAGAAAUACACCAGGAUUAUCCGCUCCAAGGUUUUCCAAAUCAAUGGGAAAGUGGCUGAGGUUCAAAGGCUGCGGCCCCAGGUUCUUCCCAAAGGGUUCACUAUGCGGUGGCUUAUAUAUGUGACUGGCUCCUACAGCCGAGCCUCAGCAAAACUGGAAACUGACAUCCAGAACAGUGACCUGGAGGAUGUGGAAAUGUGCCGCAUAAUCAACGACCGCAUCAUGGCUGUGGAGAGAAACAUGCUGUCCCCCCAUGUGUCUCCCAGAGAAAACCCUUUCCGCCACAUUCUGUUGGGCUCAGGUCCUCAGACACUGGGUGCGCUCAUAGACUAUCUAGAAGCCAUCAGAAUUGACCGUCCUGAGGCUGACGCAGAUGUUUUUCGCAAUCAGUUUGCCCUGGCCACCUGGACCAUUCAGGGCUGUGCAAACUCAAUAGCAGGAGACAUCUGGGCUUUGGAUAACGAAAUUUAAAUGCCUAUUAUUUGGCCUUUAUUUUCAAACAGGUGGCAAUUUAACACAAAAAAGCAUGGUUAAUUAAUUAAUCUGAGGACCUCAGGGACCGGCCACCUGCUGAUGGCCAGAGUCAGGACUAAACAUGGGGAGUCAGUGAAUUCACUUUUAUGCAGCUAAAACCUGGAACAGUCUUCUGUAAGACAGGACUCUACUUUAACAGUGUUUACAUCCAGGCUCAAAUAGUUCUGUUUAGCUGUGCAUAUGACAGAAAGGCUUCUUUUUUGCACUCUUCUCUUUCAAUGUUAUUUUGUGACUAUUUGUGUUUUGUGUGAUUUUAAUAUCUUUCUUAUUCUGUAAAGCACUUUGAAUUACUUUGUGUACAAACUGUGCUAUACAAAUAAACUUGCCUUGUCUUAAUCACAGAUGCUGUCAUCUGGAUAUAGUUUGCAGAUGUCCAUAUAACUCUUAAAAAAUUCAAACAUCAGUUACUCGAUGACCAACAGCUUCUGUGUUGUGAGGCAAUCCAUUUAAAAAAAUUAGAGGUACACUAAAUACUUCAAUAUCCUUUUCCUACUCCUGUUCGGUUACAAGUUUAAACAUUGACAUUAGCGUACAGUAUAAAGACAGACUGCACCAGCUCAGAUCACUAAGACUAGAGAAGGGGAUCAUUUUAUCAAUGCAUUUUUACUACAAAAACAAAAAGAACAGAUUUCUCUGCUGCUGUACCCUCACGUUUAAACAAUGGUGGGUUAAAAUGGCAGCUUUAACUUUAUAUUAUACUAAGUUCUUUCUUACUUUGUACUGGUGCCUUGGUCUUUAACACAGAAAUUUUUUUGUUAUGCUUUUAUCCUUUCAUUUUUAAAAUUAGUUAUUGACUAAAACUUGGAUACACUUAACUGAGAAGAUCCAAUGAAACUAAAAUACAAAAUUGGACAUUGGUGUUACAGUUUUAGAGAAUAUACACAGCUUUUAAUAAAAUAGGUCAACUGUGCGCAUUCUGCAGUAUGAAAAAUAAUAUUCAUUGUAACAUCAUUGUAUUUGAUGUCACUCUGCACACACGUUUGUUUUGUUCUGCAGCAAUAAAUUACAUAACACCC
Messenger RNA from Periophthalmus magnuspinnatus, 3439 nucleotides. RefSeq names its product transferrin receptor protein 1-like. Gene Ontology annotation, cellular component: external side of plasma membrane. The record is from RefSeq and is a predicted model, not a curated record. Gene Ontology annotation, biological process: intracellular iron ion homeostasis; iron ion transport. The transcript is spliced from 17 exons. Lineage: Eukaryota; Metazoa; Chordata; Actinopteri; Gobiiformes; Gobiidae. The coding region runs from base 138 to 2360 and encodes 740 amino acids.